GGCGCUGUUGAAAAGACGGGACAGGUGGUGUAGGACAUGGGAAACCAUAGAGCAACGCAGUCAGGGUCAGUGACGCAAGAGAAGAGAAGCGAAAGGAGCUACCUUAGCUUAGUAGCUAACUGAUCUCUGUCCUUAUCUACAUCGCUGCGGUAAAUAGUGAGCAUAUUGCUAGACUCGUUAGCUGUAGAAAAGCAUACAGCUUUUUCUGAACGCACACCAUGGAGGACUGCUCAUUUAGGCCGUCCACUGAUAGUCUCGAUGACCCCCCAAAUAGCCGCUUGUUUCUGGUGAUAAGCAAAUCCAUAACCGAGGAUGUUAUCCGGGAACAUUUUUCAGUUUUCGGCGAAAUCCAGGACAUUUGGAUGGUAAAAGACAAGCAGACAAAAGAGUCGAAAGGAGUUUCGUUUGUUAAGUUUGCCAAAUCCUCACAAGCAUGCACAGCCAUGGAAGAAAUGCACGGAAAAUGCCUUGCAGAGGGAACCAAACCCAUCAAGGUGUUCAUGGCGCAGUCGCGGUCCUCCGGUAGCCACAGGGACGUGGAAGAUGAGGAGCUGACCCGAAUAUUUGUCAUGAUUCCCAAAACCUUUACAGAAGAUGAUUUGAAAGAAACGUUCAAGGAGUACGGUGACAUAGAAUACUGCAUUAUCAUUAAGAACAAAACUACCGGCGAAAGUAAAGGCCUGGGGUAUGUCAGGUACCACAAACCAUCACAAGCAGCUACCGCCAUAGAGAACUGUGACAAAACAUUCCGGGCCAUCCUCGCCGAGCCCAGGACCAAGAACUCGGGCGCCGACAACGACUACUUCAGCAACGCGCGGGCGGACCACGCGACGGGCGACCCAGGGAUGAGCGGCUACCCCUUCGCCGACGCCAGCAACUACGCCAUGGGGGACGGCCGGGGCUCCGACAUCAUCACCAGGUGCCUGAUGGUGUCGUCCAGAGCGAGCAUCACCCAGGAGCAGGUCUACGGCCUCUUCGACCUCAUCCCGGGGAUGGACUACUGCGAGAUGCAGAGAGACCCGUACGGAUUUAACAAAGGUCAGGCUAUGAUUCGCUACAACAACCUGGGCUCGGCUGUGUACGCUAAAGAGAAGCUGAACGGCUUUGAGUAUCCCCCUGGGAACCGGCUUGUUGUGGCUUACAUAGAUGACGGGGAGGAUCGGUCCAGCCCUGUAGGGAAGAUGGCCAUGCAGCUGGUUGCGGCCCAGAUGAUGUCCAUGGUGUGGAACGGUCCCUCUGGCCCCCAGCUGAUGAAGACCAGUGCUGGCUUUGCGGCGCCCAGCGUCCCCCAGAUGCCGCGGGUCCAGACGGACGUGGUCCUGCCGCCCCUGAAGAAGCUGGCGCCCUCGGACAGCUGGGUGAAGGAGCGGCUGUUCGUGGUGUUCAACCCCGCCCCCCUGCCCGUGGACGUGCUGGAGGACGUGUUCUGCCGUUUCGGCUCGCUCGUGGAGGUGUACCUGGUGCCCGGGCGCAACGUGGGCUACAUGAAGUACGCGGAGCGGAAGAACGCCAACGACGCCAUGGCGGCUCUCCACGGGAAAGUGGUCAACGGCGUCAAGCUGAAGGUGAUGCUGGCCGACCCCCCCAAAGAGGAGUCCCACAAGCGCCAGAGGACCUACUAGACACACUCCCCCCCCCCCAGUCGAGAAUUAAGUGACAUGACCCUUCAGCAUGACUGGACAUAGAAAGGAUGACGCAAGCACGUAGCGACGGACAGUGACUGCUCUACCUUUACGUGACGGUGCCGCUAAACGUACAAGCGCUCGUGAUCUUUACCGUUUCCCCUCUGCUGUUUGAACCAGUAUCCCAGCAACAAUAAUGCUCAAAUGUGAUUGGAAACGUGUGGCCUGGGAAUCACAUGAACCAGAAUAAACGAAUCCAAUUUUACUGACUUUGUGUUCUUCACAUGUAUAUACCCGAAUGUUUUCAAUAAAGAAAUGUGUUGACUUCUCUUACCUGAA
Anguilla rostrata (American eel) is the source of this 1961-nucleotide messenger RNA. RefSeq names its product RNA binding motif protein 45 (gene rbm45). The coding region runs from base 219 to 1622 and encodes 467 amino acids. The transcript has 10 exons. The record is from RefSeq and is a predicted model, not a curated record. Lineage: Eukaryota; Metazoa; Chordata; Actinopteri; Anguilliformes; Anguillidae. Gene Ontology annotation, molecular function: RNA binding.